Messenger RNA from Capra hircus (goat), 1377 nucleotides. It is a transcript of the gene RTP1, whose product is annotated as receptor transporter protein 1. Gene Ontology annotation, molecular function: olfactory receptor binding. Gene Ontology annotation, biological process: detection of chemical stimulus involved in sensory perception of bitter taste; protein targeting to membrane; protein insertion into membrane. Lineage: Eukaryota; Metazoa; Chordata; Mammalia; Artiodactyla; Bovidae. Gene Ontology annotation, cellular component: cell surface. The transcript has 2 exons. The record is from RefSeq and is a predicted model, not a curated record. Bases 1 to 792 code for a protein of 263 amino acids.
AUGAGGAUUUUUAGACCGUGGAGACUGCGCUGCCCUACCCUGCACCUGCCCUCACUCCCCGUGUUCUCACUCAAGUGGAGCUUGCCCUCCCUCGCCCCUGACGAGACUAUGUGUAAAAGUGUGACCACAGGUGAAUGGAAGAAAAUCUUCUACGAGAAGAUGGAGGAGGCAAAGCCAGCGGAUAGCUGGGACCUCAUCAUAGAUCCCAACCUCAAGCACAACGUGCUAGCUCCAGGCUGGAAGCAGUACCUGGAGUUGCAUGCUUCGGGCAGGUUCCACUGUUCCUGGUGCUGGCACACCUGGCAGUCGCCCCACGUGGUCAUCCUCUUCCACAUGUACCUGGACCGCGCCCAGCGGGCGGGCUCGGUGCGCAUGCGCGUCUUCAAGCAGCUGUGCUAUGAGUGCGGCACGGCGCGGCUGGACGAGUCGAGCAUGCUGGAGGAGAACAUAGAGUGCCUGGUGGACAACCUCAUCACCAGCCUGCGUGAGCAGUGCUACGGGGAGCGCGGCGGCCAGUACCGCAUCCACGUGGCCAGCCGCCAAGACACCCGGAGGCACCGAGGCGAGUUCUGCGAGGCCUGCCAGGAGGGCAUCGUGCACUGGAAGCCCAGCGAGAAGCUGCUGGAGGAGGAGGCGACCACCUACACCUUCUCCAGGGCACCCAGCCCCACCAAGCCACAGGCCGAGGAGGGUUCUGGCUGCAAUUUCUUCUCCAUCCCCUGGUGCUUGUUUUGGGCCACGGUCCUGCUGCUAAUCAUCUACCUGCAAUUCUCCUUCCGCAGCUCCGUCUAAGAUUCCCUUGCUGGGCCCAGGGAGAGGCUGGGGCCCCAAGGCCCGAGGGGCCAGCCAGCUGGUGGGAGGGGGUGAGGAGAGGCCUGGGUUGGGAGUGGGGUUAAGUUCUAGCGCUGGUGCCACCACUGACUCCACAGGGACCCUGCACAAAUCACCCAGCUUUUCCAUCUAUAAAAUUAAGGGUUUGGGUUUAAUCAUCGGCUUUUUGAAGUGAGACCCAGGGCCCCAGUGCUCUGCAUGGUGCCUUAGGGACUUCUUGCAUUUGGAAGGGAGACUGAGGGAGUGGCUUUCCCACCCUGGUCCUACCUCCCAUCCCCAACUCCUACCUCCUCCUCUUGCUUUAAUCAGAGCAGCUCCAUGUUAGAUGGGGUUUUAUUUAAGAGUUUUGGAUGGAAAAAGGUCCAACUGGUUUUAAAAAGUUUGAAAGUUACAGGACUAGGUGAUCUUAAAGGGCCUUUCCACAGUGAUGCGCUCACCCUUGCCUCCUGGUUCACCCUACCCCUACCCCUCAUUAUCACCCACAUCGGGGAGCGGCGGCCUUAAAUUAGCCUCUGCCUAUUGUAUGGAGAAGGCAGUGGCACCCCA